AUGUACCGGCAGGUAUGGGUACACAAGGAAGAUAGAUGUUACCAACGUAUUUUAUGGCGUCAAGAUAAAGAAAUACAAACAUUUCAACUAAACACGCUCACGUUCGGCGUUUCUUCCUCACCAUUUCUCGCCAUUCGGACUGUUCAAAGACUCGCAGAUGACGAGGGUCACGCGUUUCCCCGAGCAAAAACGAUUCUCAAGGAACAUUUAUACGUAGACGACUUGCUAUCUGGCGCCGAAACUGUUAACGAGGCGCGAUCAAUUAGGGACGAAAUCAUUGCGCUACUGAAACGAGGCGGCUUUAGUAUUCGUCAAUGGGCGUCUAAUGACGAGCGCGUUAUUGGGGACCUGGCGUCCGGUGCAGUGCACGCGAACUUAAGGUUAGACGAAGAUCGUUCACUCAAAACGUUGGGAAUAAUGUGGAAUGCACGAGACGACAGGAUACUUUAUUCGGUUCAGUCCAUCAAGGUUUCGGAGAGAUUAACGAAGCGAAGCAUCUUAUCGGAGAUCGCAAAGAUCUACGAUCCGAUGGGUUUGCUGGGCCCCGUAAUUCUGUACGCGAAAAAGAUGAUGCAGGACGUGUGGCGAUCCGGAGUACAGUGGGACGAAUCCGUACCGCAGAGCAUUUAUUCGGAAUGGUUAGAGUUUACUCGACAAUUAGAGUCAAUAGAUCAGGUUUCGUUCGACCGGAAAUUACUGUUAGAAAAUUGUAAGGACAUCCAAAUUCACGGAUUUUGCGACGCGAGCAACGUCGGUUACGGAGCCUGCAUUUACGUGCGUUCGAGCGGGGGAGGGGAUGCGGUCGUCAAACUAUUAUGCGCCAAAUCACGAGUCGCACCGCUAAAAACAACCACCAUACCACGGCUCGAACUAUGUGGCGCGUUACUACUGUCACAAUUAUACCGAGAAGCAAUCGGCGCGUUGAGUAUCACACUCAGCCGUACGACGUUCUGGUGCGAUUCGACCAUCGUUUUACACUGGCUAAAAACGCCCCCUUACCUGCUGAAAACGUUCGUAGCGAAUCGGGUAGUAGAAAUUCGGGAACAUACUGGCUCGAACGAAUGGCGACACAUUAGGUCAGAAGAUAAUCCCGCGGACGCUCUGUCAAGAGGUCAAUUGCCCCGCGCGUUUUUACAAAAUCGAAUGUGA
Wasmannia auropunctata (little fire ant) is the source of this 1149-nucleotide messenger RNA. RefSeq lists its product as uncharacterized. The transcript has a single exon. NCBI's taxonomy places the organism in Eukaryota, Metazoa, Arthropoda, Insecta, Hymenoptera, Formicidae. The coding region runs from base 1 to 1149 and encodes 382 amino acids. The record is from RefSeq and is a predicted model, not a curated record.